AUGGGGCUACCCGAGGAUUCUGAACUGCGAGAGUCGUUGAUGAGGAGGCCUCUCGAGGAUAUAAGGCAGCUCAUGGGGCGUAUAGAGGAAUACAAACGCCUAGAGGUCGAUCGGCUACAAAGUAAGGGCAAGGCCUCGAUAGGGAAUCGUCCUCGGCAGAGCGGGUUUCAGCCAAGGCCUCGAAAGGAUUUAAGGAUACAAGAGCCAGAGCUGCAAUUGGGAGAGGUGAACGUGACGUUUAAAGCGCCGAUACACAGAAUCGUAGACCGGAUAAAAAAUGAGCCGUACUUCAAAUUUCCGAACAAGAUGGGGGGUGACCCAUCCCGUAGGAAUCAGAAUUUGUACUGUACCUAUCACAGGGAUAAGGGGCAUAUCAUCGAGCAACGCCAGGAGUUUGUGGCGGAUACAGGGAAUAAGGAUGCCGAGCAAGGUACUCAGCAAAGAGGGAACCCUCUUCCGCCCCCAUUAGGAGUGAUCGAGGUUAUCCAUGCUGCCCCAAGGGGUACUGCAAUGGCCGGGAGGAGAGGAGUGUUGAUCGUAGUGCCUGUGGAAAAUAGUUCGGGCAAGCAACCACCCGAGAAGAAGCUAAAACUUGUUCGGGAGCCCAUCACUUUUAAUGAUGAUGAUUUAGAAGGAACGAUUCAACCGCACGAUGAUGCGUUGGUGGUGAUAGCCUGGAUAAAGGGUUUCAUAGUAAAGAGGGUAAUGGUGGACCAAGGAAGUGGGGCUGAUCUGAUGUAUUCGGAUCUGUUCAGAGGGCUCAGACUGAAAAAGGAGGACCUCUUAAAAUACGAUACACCCCUAGUCGGGUUUGAUGGUCAGGUGGUGAUUCUCGAGGGGUAA
Quercus robur (English oak) is the source of this 843-nucleotide messenger RNA. RefSeq lists its product as uncharacterized. The record is from RefSeq and is a predicted model, not a curated record. NCBI's taxonomy places the organism in Eukaryota, Viridiplantae, Streptophyta, Magnoliopsida, Fagales, Fagaceae. The transcript is spliced from 2 exons. The coding region runs from base 1 to 843 and encodes 280 amino acids.